UGUGCCAGCCCUCCAAAUCAUUGGAUUCAGGUGUUUCAAUCACCUCCAUGGUCACAGGUGUAUAAAAUCAGGCACCUAGGCAUGCAGACUGCUUCUACAAACAUUUGUGAAAGAAUGGCUCGCUCUCAGGAGCUCAGUGAAUUCAAGCGUGGUACCGUGAUAGGUUUCCACCUGUGCAACAAGUUCAUCCGUGACAUUUCCUGGCUACUAAAUAUUCCACGGUCAACUGUUAGUGGUAUUAUAACAAAGUGGAAGCAACUGGGAACAACAGCAAUUCAGCCAUGCAAUGCAAAGCGUCAGAUGCAGUGGUGUAAAGCACGCCACCACUGGACUCUAGGGCAGUGCAGAUGUGUUCUCUGGCAAUCUGAUUGACGUGUUGGGUUUGGCAGUUGUCAAGAGAAUGGUACUUGUCUGACUGCAGUUUAG
Staurois parvus is the source of this 426-nucleotide messenger RNA. Lineage: Eukaryota; Metazoa; Chordata; Amphibia; Anura; Ranidae. The record is from the annotation of a GenBank genome assembly.